AUGUCUGAGACUGACGGCGCCACUCCUAACGAGCGCUUGCUUGCUGCGGCUCGUACGGAUAACGAGGAGUUGCUACUAGAGCUCUUUGAAGAAGGUGGAUUCGAUAUUAAUACCACGGACGGCUUAGGCAAUACGGCGCUCCAUCUCGCUGCUAGAGAAGGAUCAGUGGAUGUCAUUGAACACAUAUUAUCGCACGACGAAUGCGAUGUUGACCCUGUCAAUCAUUUGGAGGGAGCCACACCUCUGCACCUUGCCGUGAAGAUAGAAGAUCCUGACGUACGCAAGUAUAUCGCGGAGCAGUUGCUGGAUGCAGGGGCGGAUACGAUGAUUCGGGACAAGAACGGUGACACGGUUGCGGAUCUCUUACGGCCCGACGAUGAGAUAUUCCAGUUGAUACGCAAAGCUAGGGCGCAAGCUAGUGUUGCCAAGAGCGAUAUAGCCGAUGACGAUGAGGAUGAUGGCGAUGAAUCCGGAUCAGGCUCGGAGUCAGAGUAG
Messenger RNA from Punctularia strigosozonata HHB-11173 SS5, 495 nucleotides. RefSeq names its product ankyrin. Lineage: Eukaryota; Fungi; Basidiomycota; Agaricomycetes; Corticiales; Punctulariaceae. Gene Ontology annotation, molecular function: protein binding. The transcript is spliced from 7 exons. Bases 1 to 495 code for a protein of 164 amino acids. The record is from RefSeq and is a predicted model, not a curated record.